Molecule: messenger RNA, 225 nt
Organism: Knipowitschia caucasica
Lineage: Eukaryota; Metazoa; Chordata; Actinopteri; Gobiiformes; Gobiidae
Source: the annotation of a GenBank genome assembly
AUGCUAAGUCCCAGAGACACCUCGCUCUCGUUAGCGGCGUGCGGCGAGCUGUGUGUGUGCUCAGAGCUGCGGUCUGACCUGGUCCACAGAGAGUCCAGUGUUACCGGUCUGGACCCAGUCUGGACCUGGACCACGACACAGAGCCUCACACAGGGUUCUCAGUCUGCGGCGGUUACAGAGCACACGGCGAGGAGGGUUUCUCACAGUGAAGAUUAUUCAGACUAA